AACUUGGGUUUUUGUGCACAGAAGUUGUGUUUUUGGGGGCGGACGUUGGUGUUUUUGGGUGCAGACGUUGUGUUUUAUGAUCCCCACGCCCCCCAGUUGGCCUUUGGGCCGGAUGGGCAGCCGCUGGGUUUCGCCGUGCUGGAAUACGACUCCGCAGACGCCGCUGAACGCGUUCAGGCCGCCAUGGACGGGGCUGUCGUCGGGGGCAGCCGUGUCUGUGUGUCCUUCUGUGCCCCUGGGCUGCCUGGGCACAAAAUGCUGCCCGCCCUCGUCGCCGUCCGCACCGCGGCUCAGAGCCGUGGCCGAGGGCUCCUCCCCGACCCCACGCUGCUGCAGAUCCUCAGCGCCCUCCGCAGCCCCACUGCUGCCCCACUGCUGCACGGAGCCCUGGGGGGCAAACGGGGUCUCCUGGGCGCUGCCCCAUUGCUGCCCUUCUGCCCCACGGUGCUGCAGUCGGUGCUGCAGAACCCAAUGCGGAAGCCGGGGCUGCUGGGGGAGGCGCCAUUGAGGGUGCUGCCCCAGGGCAUCAUGGGAAUGCCAACGCUGAACGCUGCGCCACUGCUGGGCGACACCGCCACUGGCGGUGAUGUCCCCCCUUGCCCCCCAUUGGGCGGCGUUGCCAUGGCAGCGGAUCGGGACGGCCCCUCAUUGGCUGCAUCCCUCCUCAGCACCGCCAACAGGCGGAACGCCGGCGCUCCUCCAACCACCGCGGGGUCGUUGCUGGGGGAGCCGCCCAAGGACUUCAGGAUCCCCCGCAAUCCCUACCUCAAUCUGCGCAGCCUGCUGCCGCCCAGCAUCACCGGUCAGCCCCAUAGCGCCGCCCCAUAGCGCCGCCCCAUAGCGCCGCCCCAUAGCGCCGCCCCAUAGAGCCGCCCCAUAGCGCUGCCCCAUAGCAUCCAAUAGCACCGCCCCAUAGCGUCUCAUAGCGCCGCCCCAUAGAGCCCCAUAGCACUGCCCCAUAGCAUCCAAUAGCACCGCCCCAUAGCGCUGCCCCAUAGCGUCCCAUAGCACCGCCCCGUAGCGCCGCCCCGUAGCGCCACCCCAUAGCGCUGCCCCAUAGCAUCCAAUAGCACCGCCCCAU
Molecule: messenger RNA, 1081 nt
Organism: Phasianus colchicus (ring-necked pheasant)
Lineage: Eukaryota; Metazoa; Chordata; Aves; Galliformes; Phasianidae
Source: RefSeq, a predicted model, not a curated record